This is a messenger RNA of Mobula hypostoma (lesser devil ray), 1885 nucleotides long. It is a transcript of the gene rmi2, whose product is annotated as RecQ mediated genome instability 2. The coding region runs from base 32 to 466 and encodes 144 amino acids. Gene Ontology annotation, cellular component: cytosol; nuclear speck. The transcript has 2 exons. Gene Ontology annotation, biological process: negative regulation of double-strand break repair via homologous recombination; regulation of sister chromatid segregation; DNA repair. NCBI's taxonomy places the organism in Eukaryota, Metazoa, Chordata, Chondrichthyes, Myliobatiformes, Myliobatidae. The record is from RefSeq and is a predicted model, not a curated record.
ACGGCCGGCGGGCUCGGACGAGCAGUGGGGAAUGGAAGCGGCCUCGGGUCGCGGGCGCCUGCGGUCGCCGCCGUGUAAGGUGCUGGCUGAGCAGCUGCGGCUCGGUGCGAGGAGGGAUGGGGAGCCGUCAGUGUGGCUGCUGGAUCGGCCUGGCGGUCACCGGGCUCCGCUGGAUGUGAGCGUGGUGUGGAUGCAGGGCACGGUGCUGGAGGUGCGGCCCGAGCACAACACCAGCCUACAGCUCCUCGAUGAGACGGGCUCGUUCACUGUGGUCGGAGCGGCCGGCGUCCCGCAGGGGAGACCCUGCACCAGCCGAGGAAAAUAUGUGAUGGUGAUGGGCGUGGUGCAGUCCUGCAGACCUGAACCUGUUGUACGUGCUGUCAAGGUGACUGAUCUCUCUGGUAAUCCUCUGCAUAGGAGCAUGUGGAGACUUGAAGUGGAAGACCUCCAGCAAUAUAUGCCAUAAGCUGAUGCAAAACACUGCCUCCUGCUUGAUUUCUUAUCAACUUGAGAUGCCAGGGAAUGUGAUCACCUUGGAAGCAGAGUAAAGACAUGAAUUCUUCGAAAAUGUUUGGACGCAAUCGUGCCAUGAAUAGGAGUUGAAAAACAUAAAAUCUCUUGGCUUGAUAUCCUCCUGUGAAGAUCUUGAAGUUUGUUAACGUUGGGUAUAUGUCCAGUUGCAUAUUAAUAUCAAGUUGCAUAUUAAUAAAUAACAAGAAAGCUAUUAUUGUGAACCAUGGGGAGAGUUACAAUUGGGAACUUGUAUAAUGAAAUGAGAAGCAAAGGGACAGCUUGAACAUAUUGUUAUGAUGCCUUGGAUUCCUGGGACAGAAUUACUACUGCAAAAUAUUCUUUGGUGUUUCUUUUAUGUGUAAUAUGUAUAAUUUUCAGAGCAAUUUUUCUAGAACUGUCUGGAAGGGGAACAGCAACCAUCAACUCACUCAUGACUGCGUUGGUUAGAAGUUGCGGCCUCAGUGCUGUGAGUUUCCAGGAAACCAGCAUGAAUUCGGGUAAUUUAUUUUACGUCCAUUGCAUGAAAGAUAAUGUUAAUAAUGUCAUUUAUGUAAUAUUACUUAGGCAGCCUUAACUUUGCCUUUAUUUUUUUUCCAAAAUCUGAAUUACCAUUUUUAUCUUCAGACCAGGUGGUUUAAAGUAUUUAGUGGUUUAAAUAAAACUGUACAGUUCAUACAUAAGAGAAAUCAGUGUAAGACUGGACUCAUUCUUGGACAAGUUAAAAUGAACAGCAGUAUUUAAUGCAAAAGGACAACUGUUUAUUAAAUGCAAUAUUCUAUCCUUCAUAACAAACUGGAACUGACAAGUAGCUGACAGCUCUUGGUCUUUCAAAACCUCUGGGGCAAAAGUAAUGUUGCUUGAAUCUGUAUUUAUUUUGAAUGUUUGGGUAAAUCUUUCUUCCAUGUGCUUGGCUUUAUUCUCCAAUCCUUAAUCCUUGGCCACUCAAACAAUGUGUGGUCUACUUGGUUUUCAUUGGCUCUUGGUGGUCACAGCACUGAAGACCCCAGGAGACUUCUUUCCUCCACUCAGGUCAGCAUCUCAUAAUUGUUUACCAUGAUCUCCCUUACUCAGAUCAUUCACACACAUUCCUACUACAUUGUAGACAACUGGAGUCUUGCUGGGGUAAAUCUGGGCUGGAGUUGCUGGAGUGGACUUGAAGACAAUUUGCUGCAGUGGAGCCAAAUUGUGGAAAGAUUGGGUAAUUCGGUAUUUGUUGCAGGAGCGGCCUCUCUCUCCCUUUCUCAUGAGAGAGUCUGUCUGAGAUACCAAAGUGUUGGGUUAUGACUGUAGUUUUCUGAUGGACUCUAGAUCAAGGUCUCUGACGGCUUUGCUGUUGUGUGUAUGGUGGGGGGAGAUGGUUGAUGUUUUUGGU